AUGGCUGGCUCGCAGCUUUGCGGGCACCAAUGUGUCUGCCGCACCUUGGAGGCGAUGUCACAGCUGGACCCAUCAUCCCUGGGCUUCUCUGAUGAAACUGUUGAAGCUGCAGCUCUUCCAGCAGUGCCAUUGGAAGGGGAGGUGGAUUUUAGCAAUGCUUCCAGCAUCAGCUUCCAUCCUGAGGGCAACCGUUCCAACAAGACGCUCAAAGGUAUUCUGGCCUUGGCAGCUGAACUGAAAGACGAGCACCCUGAGGCCUGGGAAUCUGAGCUGCGUGGGCCUCGAAGCCUUCAAGGUGAACCUGUUGAGGAGCAAGAUAUGUCUGAUGAGGCAUCAGGUAUAGCAGCAACAGUCUCUGAGUCGACCAAUCCUGAGCUGCCAGAGCAUGACAAUCGCUGGCCGCGUGUUUGGUUGGACAGGGCUCAACUGUCACCUUUGACCCAGUGGCCAGCUCCCAGCGGUCCCAGUGAGGGAAUUCACAAGAAUGUCCUCGCGCAGCAUGCGAGUAGCAUUAAGGAGACAUUUCACGGGUGGAUUUGCGGCAGUGGUAUUGACGAGUCCAGUUCUACGCGUCGGCUGGUGUCAGCGGCACCCAGUCGAUCAAGACCCAUGGAGCGCGCCUCGUUGCGAGCGACUUUUCGCCUGCGCUGUGCCGAGCGCAUCACUCCCAGUGAGGUGAGUAAGGAUUGCCCGGUAAAGUUAGUGGUCUUCGAUUUUGACGAGACUCUCACACUGGCAACCUUCAUGACUGGCAACUGUGAGUAUGCAGACGACGAGGAGAAGGACAUCGCGAGAGUGAUCAACUUCGAAUCGCCGUGGGUAGAGGGAUCGAGGAUCCUUAAACUUCAGAACAUGCUUGCAUCCAUCAAAGAUGGUGAAGAUGGUCGGCACAGAACACUGACGGUGCUCACCAACAAUGGUAAAGGAGUACAGGCAGUGAUCAACAUGCUGAAGAUCGCGGGCCUGGACAAAUAUUUCAGCGCCGUGUGGACCAUGCCAUGGAGACAGUACAUGCCCAACGGCGCGUACAAAGACCAGAGCGGGCAGUGGAAGUUAUUUGAUCCGCCCUCGGACAAGGUUCGAAAUCACAAAGCUGACGUUUUGUCGCAUGUGACCAAGAGCCCGGAAGCGUGGUUCCCUCAGAUAGGUAGCGAGGCGGCUUUCAAGGACCUUGCGACUCUGUCUAUGGGGAACAUUGUACUAGUUGAUGAUCAGCGUGCCAACUUUCAAAGCCAGUUCGGAGCCAGUGUGCUGCGAUAUUGCAAAGUUGCUCGAUAUGAUGCCGACUUGUACUAUGACAUGCGAAUGGUGAAGAACAUGGGGGGCAUUGGUGCGCACCAUGACGCUGAUUACGACACCUUGAAGCGUUUCGUUGAAGACCCAUGGAUGUGCAAGGAAACGAUGCACGUGAGAUGUCAGGAACGUGACUUCCACGACUUUCAGAAACAUCCACCGGUGAAGCUGGUGGUCUUUGAUUUUGACGAGACGCUCACCAUGGCCACCUUCAUGCCUCGUAGCAAGGCCAUCACCACCAAGGUUGGCUGGAAUCCAGCGGAAGCAGAGUUCAAGGACUGGAGUCAGGAGGACCUUGUGAAGUACAACUUCGAGAGUCCUUGGGUUGAUGGAAGCCGAGUGGAGAAACUUCGCGCGCUUUUUGAAGAGAUCGCUCAGGACAAAGCCUUGGCCAUCCUGACUCAAAACAAGAGUGGUGUAGUGGCCGUGCUGAAUUUGUUGCGCUUGGCCAAUCUGCUGGAGCAUUUCAGUGCCAUAUGGUGCAUGUCUGCUCCACAAGGUGACUGCGAUGGCGCAUUUUUUGAAAAUGGCAGAUGGAGCUUGUUUCGAAGCCCUUGCAACGAAGUCCAGCAGCACAAAGCGGAUCUUCUGACGCAUGUGGCUGUCCAGCCGCUGCGCUGGCUGCCUCAACUCAGUAGUGACACGAAGUUGGCUGCCAAGUUGAGCGACCUCAGACUGGAGCACAUGGUCUUGGUGGAUGAUGAGCGUGCCAACUUCCGAAAUGACAGCAGCGUCAGUGCAGCCAAGGUCUUGAGGUAUUGCAAGGUCUCUCGAUAUGACGAGACGUACCGUGAUUGCGGGCUUUUGGAUCAGAUGGGGGGUUUGGGAGCGCAUAGCGAUACCGACUACGAAGAACUUCGGAACUUCUUGCGGCAGCCAUGGGAGUACCCGUACCCCACACGUGAGGAGGGCUCUCCAUCAAUGGGGAAGAAAAAAACCACCAGCAACGUGAGCUUCUCCAGGGAUGGACAGGUGAACGACAAGCUCGAACCAUUGGGUGACCUGAGCUUCGAUGGCCCCGCACAGCUGCUGCAACAACUGGAUGCGGUGCGAUGGUUGGCCUUGACCUUCCCCGGACGCUUAAUCCGGGCAGGUGAGUUGAGACCGCUGCAACAGGUUCCCUGCGACUUUGUGUUGGGACCUGCAUCAGCGAGAGAAACCUUAGCCGAAGCCAUGGCAUCGAAGUUGAUCCUGGAUGGUUACUGUGAGACCAUGGUCUUAGACCAGCACAAGAAUAUCCAGGAGAUGCUUGCCAUAGCCACAGGUAGCUUGGAAUUUGAACGCGUCCCGGCAGAGUUCGAGCCCUAUUAUUUGGGGGUGGAUAGCAAAGAGAAGCAUGCACUCAUCGAUUUUGAGGAGGCAUCCAACGAGGUGUACCGUGUCUUUGAAGAGGAAGAUACGCGCCUCACGCGACUGGGCGACAGCAUUUCAAGCGUGCUGAGGAAGGAACUUGGGAGUCGCAUCACUGGAAGGACGAAUCUCAUGGUGAGACAAACCUUUGAGAAUCAACAGGAGGAGGCUUCAUAUCAAGCCACCCAAGAGCCUGGUAGCGCUGAAAGGGAGACCUUCAUCAGCCUGGUGAAGCGACGACGCGUUUGUAUGAUGCAUUUCUUAGGCCCAAAGACUGGGACUCUGAAGCUCAUACCGCACCAGUCCGUAUCUUCGCGCAGCACAUCAGAGAUUGACAUUGAGGCAACGCCCGGGAAGUUGGUGAUGUUUUUGACGGAGCGGUUCAAGUACAGCCACACGUGUGCUGGUCGGACCACCACCUUGCAAACGUGGCUGCUUGGGCAACGUCCAGGGUAUCAGAUGCAGAGCUUUGGUGGCGACAUGUCAGUGCUUGCGAAAGCAGCAGAGACCGGCGUACCCAGCCCGCAGGGCGAGUCAGUGGUUGUGAACGGCGUUGCAACGGCUAUUGGUGGCGAUUCCAAGGACCACCACUGCUACUGGCUCAUGUUCAACAAGGCUGGAACCGAUACAGCAGUGAUGACGCCCAUCUCUCGUUAUGACCUCAACAAUUACUACCUGGACACUGAAAACAUGGCAGAUGCCCAGGCCGCAGGAAAGGCGUACACCGCUCAUCAGGGCUACGUUGAUGGGAUCGAAUUUUUUGACCACAAGUUUUUUGGCAUCUCCAACGUUGAGGCAGCUUCAAUGGACCCCAAUCAGCGCAAGACCCUGGAAAUCGCCUACGAAGCCAUCAACAUGGCAGGCAUUGACAUGACAUCCUUGAAGCGGGCACCAAAGCAUGUUGGCUGCUUUGUGGGCGUCAGCGGUUCCGAAUGGGGCAUGGUGCCACACCCCAUUGAUGCAGCAGGUUGUGGAAGCGCUGAGGCGGUCAUUUCCAACCGCGUAAACUUCGCGUUGAACCUGAAGGGUGCUAGUCAGACCAUCAACACUGCAUGUUCUGCCGGUCUUGUGGCAACACAUACUGGGAAGUUGUAUUUGAAGUACAAGGACUUUGACCCCUUGGACGGCUCCAUCUGCUGCGGCACUCAGUUGGCCUACAGCCCCUUUGGUUUCGUCUCCUGCUGCAGCGGUGGAAUGCUUUCCUUCCGUGGCAGAUGCUUCACUUACGACAAGUCUGCAGAUGGCUAUUUGAGAGGGGAGGGUGUUUCUGGCAUCUACUUGGAGCUCCAGCCCUACAGCAAUCAGGUGUUUGCUAGCAUGCCAGCAAGUCAGGCCAACCAGGAUGGGAAGAGUGCCAGCAUUACAGCGCCGAACGGCCCCUCGCAGGAAAAGUGCAUUAAAGCAUGCUUUCGAGAGGCAAAGUACUCACCUGCUGAAGUGGACUGCUUUGAAACACAUGGCACCGGGACAGCCUUGGGUGAUCCGAUCGAGGUGGGUGCUUUUAAGCGGAUCUAUGCGCAAGUGCCAAGGGUGCAGCCGUUGUUGGUCACCAGUUCCAAAACAAAUCUGGGUCACCUGGAAGGAGGAGCAGGAAUGGCUGGAUUCAUCAAGGUCGUCUUGCAGGUCAUGAGAUGCGAAUCAAGUCCCAACAUUCACCUGAACGAGAUGAAUCCUCACCUUGAUGUUGAAGGAUUUCCGGCCCAGUUCUUGACGGAGGGAUGUCCGACCCACUACAACAGCUGCGUCAGCGGUGUGAGCUCCUUUGGCUUUGGUGGCACCAAUGCCCAUGCCAUGGCCUUCUCCCAGAACGUUUGCACCAGUCGAGACACUACGAAGAAGGAUUACAGGAGUCUGAUGAUGCAGAAGAUCAUGCAGGCUGGAGCACCUGAGAUCAUCAAAGGCAGUCACAAUCCCGAGGAUUGGGACAGCAACGGAGCUCCUCUGGGCGAGGACAAAAUUGGCAAGCUGUACGAGGUGGAGGUCGACUUAAGCGGCAAGGUGGUGUGGCGUGAAGUUGUAGACACACCUCCAGAUCCAAAAGCACAUGAGAGGUUUGGCAUCGCCGGGAGCUUCAAUAGUUGGAGCUGCAGUCCCAUGGCGGAAGUGCCCGGACUUCAUGGGCUGUUUGCUGCCGAGAUCACCAUCGGUGAAUCUGGUGCCGAGUACUUCUACAUCUUAGGAGAUGAGGACGUUGGUCAGGUCUAUUACCCAGCUCUUCCACGCUGCACCCGGAAGUUGGUGGAUGUGCGCGGUCCCACCACCGUCCUCGGAAAUCCAGAGGAGCAUGCCUGGUGUAUCCAAGGGCAACCUGGGUCCAGGUUCAGGGUCGAGUUUCAGAUCACCAAACGCUCGGUGCUCGUUACCUGGCUCAGGAUCGCCGAGGCCUUGCAAGCCUGA
Molecule: messenger RNA, 5040 nt
Organism: Cladocopium goreaui
Lineage: Eukaryota; Dinophyceae; Suessiales; Symbiodiniaceae
Source: the annotation of a GenBank genome assembly